AUGAGAAUGAGAGGUAUAGUUAUACGUGACAUUACGUUAAAAUGGAUUUCGCCUAAAGAACCUGCUCGUUUGGAGGCAAAGAAGCUAAUGACAUUGUCAACAGUUGUGACGUGUUGGAGGAACCACAAGUCUAGGUUGAAGAAGAAGUAUUUUCUAAGAAUAGGAAAUAGAGUACGAGCACCUAAAAAUGUAAUUCCUAAAGAUUAUGAAGCCCUUGUUGAGUAUUGGAAUUUACCAAAAAUGAAAGAUCUAGUUUUGAAGAACAAGAGCAGUCGUUCCAAGCAAAAGAAUUUACAUACUCCUAGUUCAAAAAGCUAUGCUUCGUAUGCAGAAGAAAUGGUAACAAUGCUUGGGCACCCCGUAGAGCGUGCAAUAGUAUACCUGAAACUCCAUACUUGUAAAGAUGAUACUCCUGUUAACCCUGAAGUAGCAAACAACAUUGAAAAAAUCAACGAACUAUUGGGUGAGCCCUCAAAUCAUCUACAUUCAACUUACCUCAUUGGUAGUAUUAAAUGGGCAUCAAAUGAUAUAUUUGCUCAAGUGUUUGGUAAUGAACACAAUGGUCAUGUUUGGGGUGUGGGAUUUGGCCUAACCCCAAGUAGACAGACUGCUAAGAAUACUACUGCAAGUGCUCAAAUAAGAAGCCAAGAAAGGGAUGCUAAAGUGACUCAGUUGAAGAGUCAAGUGACUUUUUUGAUAGAGAAAAUGGCUCGCUAUGAGAACUUGGAGGAGUGA
Molecule: messenger RNA, 735 nt
Organism: Quercus robur (English oak)
Lineage: Eukaryota; Viridiplantae; Streptophyta; Magnoliopsida; Fagales; Fagaceae
Exons: 5
Coding region: 1-735 (244 amino acids)
Source: RefSeq, a predicted model, not a curated record